Molecule: messenger RNA, 1434 nt
Organism: Striga hermonthica
Lineage: Eukaryota; Viridiplantae; Streptophyta; Magnoliopsida; Lamiales; Orobanchaceae
Source: the annotation of a GenBank genome assembly
AUGGCCUCCCUCGCCGCCGCCACAUCUUUCACGAAAUACACAUACGCCUCCACCCCUUCCCUCCCAAACCCCGCCCCUCUAAAACCGACCAAAGUCAUCCUCUCCUCCGCCUUCACCCACUCUCCCGCCACCCUCUUCCUCCGCCCCUCCGCCGCCGCUCCCCCCUCCUCCCUCCUCCUCCGCCGCCGCUCCCUCACCGUCCGCGCAGCCCGCGGCAAGUUCGAGCGGAAGAAGCCCCACGUCAACAUCGGCACCAUCGGCCACGUCGACCACGGCAAGACCACCCUCACCGCCGCCCUCACCAUGGCCCUCGCCUCCCUCGGAAACUCCGCCCCAAAGAAGUACGACGAGAUUGACGCCGCCCCCGAGGAGAGGGCCCGCGGCAUCACCAUCAACACUGCCACCGUCGAGUACGAGACCGCCAACCGGCACUACGCCCACGUGGACUGCCCUGGCCACGCCGACUACGUCAAGAACAUGAUUACCGGCGCAGCCCAGAUGGACGGCGCGAUUCUGGUGGUCUCCGGCGCCGACGGCCCCAUGCCUCAGACCAAAGAACACAUUUUGCUGGCUAAACAGGUCGGCGUCCCCAAUAUGGUGGUCUUCCUGAACAAACAGGACCAGGUCGAUGACGAGGAGUUGCUCCAGUUGGUCGAAUUAGAGGUCCGAGAAUUACUUUCCUCGUACGAAUUCCCCGGUGACGAUGUACCCAUUGUUUCCGGCUCUGCCCUGCUCGCCCUAGAAGCUCUAACGGCGAACCCCAGUAUUAAGCGGGGAGAAAACGAGUGGGUGGACAAAAUCUACCAGUUGAUGGACGAGGUGGAUAAUUACAUCCCUAUCCCUCAGAGGCAGACAGAUUUGCCCUUCCUGAUGGCAGUGGAAGAUGUCUUUUCCAUCACAGGCCGUGGGACAGUGGCCACCGGGAGGGUAGAGAGAGGAACCAUUAGAAUUGGCGAGUCUAUUGAUCUUGUGGGUUUGCGUGAGACCAGGAACACUACAGUUACUGGUGUCGAGAUGUUUCAGAAAACCCUCGACGAGGCAAUGGCUGGGGAUAAUGUUGGAUUACUGCUGAGAGGUAUUCAGAAGGUCGAUAUCGAGAGGGGUAUGGUUCUGGCUAAGCCCGGGACCAUCACGCCUCACAGAAAGUUCUCGGCUAUUGUUUACGUGCUGAAAAAGGAGGAGGGUGGGAGGCACUCACCGUUUUUUGCAGGCUACAGGCCUCAGUUUUACAUGAGAACAACGGAUGUGACUGGGAAAGUGAUCACGAUCAAGAACGAUAAAGAUGAGGAAUCGAAGAUGGUCAUGCCGGGCGAUCGGGUGAAGAUGGAAGUUGAGCUUAUAAUGCCAAUUGCUUGCGAGCAGGGGAUGAGGUUCGCGAUCAGGGAAGGCGGGAAGACGGUGGGUGCGGGUGUCAUUCAGUCCAUUAUCGAGUAA